AUGUCACCCAUCAUCAUCGACCGCCUCAUCAAUCUCGAGCACUUCAAGCUCUCCGUGGCACGGCCCCAAGCCCUGUACGAAUCCGCCCCCGCCAAGCCACCCGCUACGCUCAUCACAGCAAGGACCGUCGUGAUCUUAAUAGACCUCAUCGUCGUCGUCCUCAUCGCGCUUCUACUGCUCCUGGGCUACUAUCUCUAUCGUCGUCAGCUCAAAAGGAAACAGAACUUCAUCAAGUCUUGCGAAUCCUCCGAGGAAGAAAAGCCUUCAGGAUCGAACCGAGCAGCAAUCAUGACCAACCAUCCCACAUCUACAUCGACCAUCGCAGAAAAGGAAGAACCAACCUCCAAAAUAUAA
Molecule: messenger RNA, 354 nt
Organism: Puccinia triticina
Lineage: Eukaryota; Fungi; Basidiomycota; Pucciniomycetes; Pucciniales; Pucciniaceae
Exons: 2
Coding region: 1-354 (117 amino acids)
Source: RefSeq, a predicted model, not a curated record